This is a messenger RNA of Caenorhabditis bovis, 4425 nucleotides long. The record is from the annotation of a GenBank genome assembly. Lineage: Eukaryota; Metazoa; Nematoda; Chromadorea; Rhabditida; Rhabditidae.
AUGCCACGAAAAUCUGCAAAUGAUAGCCUUGAAGAAGAAAGCCAGGAUAAUGGUUCGAAAUCUCCUGCGGUAGAAGUAGCUCAAGAGCCAGUGUCAUCGCGCCCAAAACGAAACGUGCGCAAAAGUGUAUUGAUAUCAAGCGGAGAUUAUGAAAUAAAUUUGCCAGGAGUUAAUAAAGUAGAAGAAGACGACGAUUAUGAAUUUGCCCAAGCCGGUGCUUUAACUAAUGAAAGUGUGAAAAAACGUGGGCGUCCUGCGACAGAAAAAGAUGUGCGCACGGCAAAAAAGAAGAAGACAGAAGAGCCAACAACUGAACGGCCCGUUGAUGAAACUCCAGUGAAUACCGAUAAUAAUGUUGCACCACUAACUGUUGCUGAGGUGCUACAAGACAUAGUUGUGGGAGCUGAGACUGAGGUCGGCGAAAAUAUCGAAGUUCAAGCGAAUGCCGAAAUUGAAUCGGCUCCUCCAUUUGAGGAUGAAGGUCCUGCUGUCCUGGAAGCCGCAAAUGAAACAACCGACAUGGGCUUCGGGGACGACGACGAAUUCUCCGAGGAAAACGAAGCAGGAAUGCCGCAGCUUGAGCUUAACACACCUCUUGGUAAACGUCGUGGAAGACCAAAAAAGGCCAAAGAAGAACCUUUGGAGGAAACCGAGAAUAAUAAAGACAAAUCGCGUUCGAAGGAGCGAGUUUCAAGAAUUAUGAGACUUGGAGGAGACCGAGUUGUUAGCAAAUCGUUGGCUGAUCGUGUCAGUGGUUACCAUGUGAAAUUGUUUGAAGACGAGAUAGAUGUCACCGAACUUGGAGAUUGCUAUGCUACGGUUAUCAAUGGCUGUCUUGCAUAUUUACUGCGUAAGGAAAGAAUUAUUGACUUGCUGACAAGUCCCGAAGAGAUUUCCAUGAUCCGCGAAGGUGGGUGGAUGCUCGAUAGACCCCCACGUCUUCCUCCAUUGGUCACUAAUAAAGUUUGCUUCGCUUUCUAUGUUGAUGGAUCGAAAUUGGUUUCGAUCAAAGAUAUUUCAAAUGAUGACUUGAAACCCUGGAGUUCGACUGAUUCUUCCAUGGGAGAUCCUGUCAUCAAGCCAAAUGUUCGCCGGCAUCCGGUUGCGAGAGUUAAUGGGCGAUUGGUUCCAAUUAAAGGAGAUCCUCGACUCGCCGAGCUUCAUUUGACUGAAUAUAGUGCUUGGUUACCAAGAUUGCUGAGACUUCGCAAAAAGAUUUUCUACCUCUCUCGCGAAGGACAAAUUUACGGAAACGUUUUGAUUCUUUACGAUUACACAUGCCCGGGUGAUUGCCCGUCUAUUGUCAACCUCCCACAUGGAAAUGACUAUUUGCGUACAAUUGCUAACAACGAUACUGACGAUCAACGCGCUGGAACUGUCGGCGAUGCUGAUAACCCGUUCGAGGAUGAAGUUGUGGCUGGACCACGAGGUGGCAAUUAUCUGCGAGUCCGUCCAUCGAAAGUCGGUUGGGCUCAGAAUAAAAAGCUUCUUUUGAAGUAUUUGAUCAACGAGCCCGGAUUACUCGAUGGCACCGAACUCCUUAAUCGUCGUGUUCCUUUCUUACCGCCUCUCAUUGAAACAGCAGGAGUUUUUGUAUAUUUUGUACCGGCUUCUUUCGUUGCAAACCAGCUUCAUCAUUGCGGCGAUGGAUUGUCGCCUUGGACUGUCAGCCAUAAUCCUGAAGUUUCGUCACCACGUGUGCGCUCUAUUCGUCGCUGUUUGAUACAAGAUACGAAUGGAUUGUUCGUUACAACUCGAGAUCAAUGGCAAUUAACUGGGCUCUGUCUCGUCGAGACGAUGUCGGUUUUGGCCAGAUGCCCGAGACUAAGAAAACGAGUGUUCUAUGUGCAACGAAACAAUUCUGUUAUAAUGGGAAAUGUGUGCUAUUUGUAUGAGUACAUUCGAGAAGGACCGAUUCCAACAAUUGUACGACCACAUGCGAAGCCGCCACAAGAAAGAUGGGCUGGACCGAUUCAUAUGAAUAUUGACAAUAAGGAAAAAACGACGAUGAUGGCACCAAACGGAGAAGAAGAGCAAUUUAUUGAUGUCGAAGAUUUGGAAGUCGUUGAAGAAGAAGUUGUUGGAGAUAUGAUGAAUGACGAUCAACAGAUUCAAGAAGAACAGGAUAACGAACAAGACACAGAUGAUGUAAGGUACGAGGAAGUCACUGAGGAUACUUUGAAUGGUGGCUGGGAUUCAAUGUUUGACGAGGAUGCGCUUCUGGCUCAGGAAUGCCCAGAACCGUAUUACGAAGAAGCGAGAAUACUUGAGACUGGUCAUGUUUAUCUGACUGUGAGACAUAAACGAAUGUCAUCUUCAUUCGAUUGUGUUCUUGAAUGGAUCGCCAAUACGAAUGUUGUUGAAGAGCGUGGAAUUCUCAACUAUUCAAAGCCAAUGCACCCACCACUUGUACGCAAUAUGCGCGCUUAUGCGUUCUUUGUAGCUGGAACCGCAAUUUUCCCACAUGAUAUUAAUCGCGAUGAUUUCUCGCCGUGGUCUCACAAUGGAACGCCUGAAAAUCCAACAUGCUAUCGUACGAAAGUUCGAAAAGUUGGUGUGAUUUGUGACGAUGCGGGAUCGCAAUUCCACAUCAAAGAUAUCGACUACAAAUCGUGCCCAUUCCACCUUGUAUAUCUUUACAGCAUCAAUCCAAGAGAUCCUCGACUCAGAAAAAAGAUUUUCUAUAUGAUGGAAACUGAAUCAAGAUUGGUUGUAAGUCAUGCUCUCAUCAUCUAUGAUUACAAUGUCGAAGGACCCCUCCCUCGUUUGCAUGGAAGCUUUAUGAAACGAUUCGCGAGAAAAAGUCAUAAAAGAAACAAUACGAUUCAGUUGCAUGAUGUUGAAAAUGACGUUUCUGAUAUCAGUGAAACUGAAAAAGAAAGUCCAUUUAUAUUGCCCCCACAAGUCGCAGAUGACGGAACAAUGUAUCUGGCUCUUAGUGAUAUGGAGUUUUGGAAUGAUCGAAACCGCCACCUUCAUUUCUUGGUCAACAAACCGAAUUUACUUGAAAAUUUCGGAUGUUUGAACAAUCGGGUUCCAGCACUUCCACCAGCAACUCCUGGCAAAGGUGCUUACGUAUUUUUCAUCGACGGGCUGGAAGUGGAUUCAAGAAACCUGACGUGCGACGGUCUUGUUCCAUGGUCGGAAAAUGUCAGCUCGAACCCAACUGGUCUCACUAGGCGACCAAAAUCCAUUAAAUAUCCACUUGCGUUAAAUCGCGAGGGACAAUUAAGAGUUUGGAGAAGUCCGCCGAUGGCUGGUCCUCGGUUGGACGUUGAAUUUCAGAUGCACAUUUAUACAGCAACCCUUCCGCGGUGCCCAAGACUCAAAAAGAAGGUCGUGUACGUCGUCAAAAAUGGGAUGCAAAUUGGACACUCAAUGAUCAUCUACUGGUUCACCGAAGCAGGAGAAAUGCCGGUUCCAAUUACUUACGGAAAUGUGAAUCCUGAAAUUACUGUCCAGAGAAUGCCGGCAUCAGUGCGUGAAGAGGCUAGAAAUCUGCUCAUGACGAACUCAGCCAACGAAGUCGGAAAGAUGAUCCAAGAACGACACGGAAUCCAAAUAUCGAAUUCGGCGUUGUAUUACUUACGUCGAAGGGAAAUGAUGAAUGGAAAUAAUGUGGCAUACGAAGAAGUAAAGAAUGAAAUGAUCAAUAAUUUCCAAUCAGAUGAAUGGGGAAAUCAAAAUCCUCAAGGAGAAGAAAUGAUGAUUGCUGGAAGAGCUGGAAAUGAUGAAGGAGGCAAUGAAAAAAAUCAAAUGUUUGAUGAGAAUUCCAUCCAAGUUGGGCAUACUGAAGAAAUUCAAGUCGGCCAAGUAAUGAGCCAAAGGCAUCGUCAAACGACAAUUGGUGAUCAGCUCAAUAUGUUGAAUCCGUCGAGCAUACAUACGUCGCGAAACAGCGCUUCUAAUCAGCCAUCUUUCUUCGCCAAGUCGUCCGGAAAUGUUCGUCAUGGUCCACGAACUGACACAUUGUGGCGUAUCGCCAAGAAUUCUUUGGGAACCACCAAUGAUAAUGAGACAUUCGACGCGCUGUGGAAGAUGUUGGCUGAUCGCAACGAAGGAAGACUUCUGCAAAUGGUUCAUCAAACAUUUGGUGUUGAAAUUAUCGCUGGAGUUGUUGAAAUGAUUCAUAUUGAGGAAGGUGUUCCUAUGGAGGAGCAGUUAGUGCAUGAGAUAAAUCAAGAUGGACGCAAUGAACUUGUGGGUCCUAGAAAAGAGAAUGAAGAAGAUGGGGAAAAAUUCCUCGAACAAGUCGGAUCAAAACCGCAUGAACAUGUUCAAAUGGAACAAGUAAUUAUUGAAGAAGUUAAUGAUGAAAUGAUGAUGGAGGGUCCGAUCGUCGACAUUGUUCCCGACGAUGUUCAAAGCCAAAUGAAUGAGCCACAAGCUCCGAGCCAAUCCCAAACACCAGCGCAGGAACAAUAA